This is a messenger RNA of Ornithorhynchus anatinus (platypus), 7149 nucleotides long. It is a transcript of the gene TBC1D8B, whose product is annotated as TBC1 domain family member 8B. NCBI's taxonomy places the organism in Eukaryota, Metazoa, Chordata, Mammalia, Monotremata, Ornithorhynchidae. Bases 92 to 3448 code for a protein of 1118 amino acids. The record is from RefSeq and is a predicted model, not a curated record. Gene Ontology annotation, molecular function: calcium ion binding. The transcript has 21 exons.
GCCUACGUGGGCGAGCGGGCGGGCGGUCGGACGGACGGACGGACGGACGGACGGGCGGCCGGUCCUUUCGCCCCCACACUAACCGUCCGCCAUGUGGCUGAAGCCCGAGGAGGUGCUGCUGAAGAACGCGCUGAAGCUGUGGCUGAUGGAGCGGUCCAACGAGUACUUCGUGCUGCAGCGGCGCCGGGGCCACGGGGAGGAAGGCGGCGGGGGGCUCACAGGCCUUCUUGUUGGGACCCUUGAUUCAGUCUUGGACUCUACAGCUAAAGUGGCUCCAUUUCGCAUCCUGCAUCAGACACCGGAUUCACAAGUUUAUUGGUCUAUUGCCUGUGGAGCCAGCAGAGAAGAAAUAACGAAACAUUGGGAAUGGUUGGAACAAAAUAUAAUGAAAACCUUGUCUGUGUUUGACUCAAAUGAAGAUAUUACUAGUUUUGUUCAAGGAAAAAUAAGGGGCUUGAUUGCUGAAGAAGGGAAAGGUUCUUUUGUAAAGGAAGAUGAUCCUGAAAAGUUUCGAGAAGCGCUGCUGAAAUUUGAAAAAUGUUUUGGAUUAGCAGAGCAGGAGAAGUUGGUGACUUAUUAUUCAUGCAGCUAUUGGAGAGGAAGAGUUCCUUGUCAGGGGUGGCUGUAUCUUAGUACCAACUUUUUGAGUUUCUAUUCUUUUUUGUUGGGAUCAGAAAUAAAACUCGUUAUCUCCUGGGAUGCGAUCUCAAAACUUGAAAAGACAUCCAAUGCCAUCCUGACAGAGAGUAUUCAUGUGUGUACCCGGGGGGAGGAUCACUACUUUUCGAUGUUUUUGCACAUUAAUGAAACGUUCCUUCUUAUGGAGCAGCUGGCAAACUAUGCCGUAAGGAGACUUUUUGACAAGGAGACAUUUGAAAAUGACCCAGUCCUCCGGGAUCCUCUACAAAUCACCAAGAGAGGUCUGGAAAACCGAGCCCACAGUGAGCAAUUUAAUGCGUUUUUUAGGUUACCCAAAGAAGAGACUUUGAAGGAAGUACAUGAAUGUUUUUUGUGGAUACCUUUCAGCCACUUCAAUACUCAUGGGAAAAUGUGUAUUUCAGAAAACUACAUCUGCUUUGCUAGCCAAGAUGGCAACUUGUGCAGUGUAAUUAUUCCAUUAAGAGAGGUCUUAGCUGUAGAGACAACAGAUCAUUCCAACAAAGCCGUCAUCAUUUGUAUCAAAGGAAAAACAGCCUUUCGGUUCACUGAGGUUAGAGAUUUUGAGCAACUGCUAGCAAAACUGAGGCUUAAGUGUGGAGCAUCCUUAAGUCCACAGCAUGAUACUAUUGGUCCAGAGGUUGCCAUUAGUUCUGAGACGGACAGUGCACCAGAUUCCUAUGAAGGCCGAUUUGGGGCUGGUCAGAAAGACUGCAGCAAGACUGUGAGCACGGAAGCUUUAAUGACAGUAUUUCAUCCUCAGGAUUUGGAAAAUCUUGAUUCUAAAAUGUUAAAAGAAAAGAUGAAGGAGCAGUUGUGGAACAUACUCUUCGUGGAAUGCGGCCGUGGAGUUAGUAUGUUUCGAACAAAAAAGACUCGAGAUUUGGUCGUAAGAGGGAUUCCUGAGACCUUAAGGGGAGAACUCUGGCUGCUCUUUUCAGGUGCUGUCAAUGACAUGGCUACCAAUCCUGGCUAUUAUGCUGAAGUGGUAGAGCGAUCUUUAGGCACAUGUACCUUGGCGACUGAUGAGAUUGAGCGUGAUUUACGUCGGUCCCUGCCCGAGCACCCAGCCUUCCAGAGCGAUACUGGCAUAUCAGCCCUGAGGAGAGUUCUUACUGCCUAUGCCUACAGGAAUCCCAAAAUCGGAUACUGCCAGGCGAUGAACAUUUUGACAUCUGUGUUACUUCUGUAUGCUAAAGAGGAAGAAGCCUUCUGGCUACUGGUGGCCGUGUGCGAAAGAAUGUUGCCUGAUUAUUUUAAUCGACGAAUUAUUGGUGCCUUGGUGGAUCAAGCCGUCUUUGAGGAACUUAUCAGGGAUCACCUUCCUCAGUUAACUGAGCACAUGAUUGAUAUGACCUUCUUUUCUUCAGUCUCUCUGUCCUGGUUUCUCACCCUUUUUAUCAGUGUGUUGCCUAUUGAAAGUGCAGUCAAUGUUGUGGACUGCUUCUUCUUUGAUGGAAUAAAGGCCAUUUUGCAGCUGGGUUUGGCAGUACUUGACUACAAUAUGGACAAGCUGUUGUCCUGUAGAGAUGAUGCUGAAGCGGUGACCAUAUUAAACAGGUUUUUUGACAAUGUCACGAACAAGGAUAGUCCAUUGCCUUCAACUGUUCAGCAGGGUUCAAAUACGAGUGAUGCCAAAAGUUCUCACACUAAAGUGGAUGUUACAGAUUUGAUCAGAGAGUCCAAUGAAAAAUACGGUGAUAUUCGAUAUGAGGACGUACAUAGCAUGCGCUGCCGAAACAGGCUUUAUGUGAUACAAACCUUGGAAGAUACGACAAAGCAAAAUGUGUUACGGGUUGUGUCACAAGAUGUAAAAUUCAGUCUUCGUGAUCUGGAAGAACUUUAUGACCUGUUUAAGAAAGAACAUUUUUAUUCUUGUUACUGGAGUUUAAAUAGUCCAGUCCUGAAGCACCACGAUUCAAGUCUGCCAUAUUUAGAGCAGUAUCAAAUAGACUGCCUUCAGUUUAGAGUCUUGUAUCACCUCCUGAGCCCCUGGUCUUAUUCUGCAAACAGGGAUUCUCUAGCUUUAUGGACAUUCAGAUUGCUGGAUGAAAACUCUGACUGCCUUAUAAACUUCAAAGAAUUCUCCUGUGCUUUAGAUAUAAUGUAUAAUGGAAGUUUUACCGAAAAGCUUAAGCUUCUCUUUAAACUGCAUAUACCUCCAGCUUUCACUGAAGUGGAAUCGCAAAGUCCUUCCAAAGGAACUGAACUUUCGAAGGAAGAACUGAUUCGUUUCAGUCAGCUCCAUGUUUCCUCAUCUGCAGAAGACCAGGGACCAGACUCUGUGAAGAAGAGCCCAGAGAAAGGUAAAGGAAAAGUUGAUAUUCAGGCAUAUCUCAAGCAAUGGCAAGAUGAGCUUCUCAAAAAGGAAGAAAACGUCAAGGAUUUGCCCCGAAUGGAUCAGUUACAGUUUAUUCAGUUCUCAAGGACUCUCUACAACUUAUUCCAUGGGGACCCAGAAGAGGAAUUGCUCUACCGGUCAGUAGCGGUUGUUACCAGCCUCUUGCUCAAGAUGGAAGAAGUCGGAAGAAAGCUGCAUAGUCCACUAUCACCAGCAGAAGACCCCUCGGCCGAAGCUGGGGAGAGACUGCAAGACACCACCAUCCAACAAGCUACGAAAGUACUGGCUUCUCCCAGAGAAGAACAUGAGUGGUCAUUUGCUUUUGAGCAGAUCCUUGCCUCCUUACUCAAUGAACCUGUGUUGGUGAGGUUUUUUGAGAAACCAAUUGAUGUAAAGGCCAAGUUAGAACAGGCAAAAAGUUCACAAUUAAGGGCCAGGACUAGGGUGUAAAUUGUUUGACUCGCUGCCUGACUGGGAUAGGCAAGUUUGCCACAAUUCACUAAGUUAGGUUGGCUUCAAAGAAGGAAUGAUGGAUAGGGGUUUAGUUCUCAUUACCCACUAUGGCCGAAGGAGAGCGUAGUGGCUGGUAGCACAAUCGCGUUUGCCAUAAGGUUCUGAAUAGUCACGAAGACGAGGCACAUUUUAAAACAUUUCAUAUAAUAUGCAAUAUAAGCAACUUAACCUAAAUUCUUCCCCUGGAGGGCACUACUAUACCACUUUCUGUGAGGAAUUUACUGUUGACACACCAUUCCACAUGAAUUAGUUAGGAUUCUGACUUUGUGCCGUUAACUGCAUUUUAGUACUGUUGAUGCCGAUAGUGAAUCAAUAGAAACAUCACAGUUUCUAAUUCUACUGGUGUGAACACUUCAGCCUUGUGUAAAAGUCAAAGUGCUUUAGAGAGUAGAGUUGCAGCCUUAAUUCUAGCUUUUGGGGGUUUCCUCCAUUAACUAGAUUACAAUUGUAAUUUGUUAAAUCACUUUAGAGUUUCUCAGAUGACUGGCUUGUGAGUAACCUCUGUCACCUAAAACCUUAGUUUUUUCAAACUCCUAAAAGGAUAGGUGCAUAAAGUCCUCCUCCCCCUUCUUCCCUAUUGCUAUUCCAAGCCCCUACCUUCUGGAAGGGUAAAAUGUUUACUUCGGAUACUUGAAGCCAGUACGAACGUUCACUGUGAUGAGGGGAAGGGGUUUGAUACUUACCAUCUUGACUUAAGUAGAUUUAGGUCAGCCACACUUAGGUCUCGCUGGUUAGCAUCUCUAGUUGCAACCUUAGUGCUGUUCGUCAUCCACUUAAGACCUGAAAGAAAAGGAAAUAGAACUAAUGUCCAUGCCUUUUUGUGGGUUAAGAGAUGCUAAAAACCACUGAAUCUGUCCUUUUUCCAUGUUUCCCUGCUACAGGAUAAAAGAAGAUUUCUCAUCUUUAAACUGAUGACAUUGUAUCAUUGUUAAAUCAGCCUUCAAAAGGUUGAGAGAGUAACUACUUUUAAUUUAUGAUUGUCAUUAGAUGGGAGAAUACUCUCUGCCUUGAGUAGCUUAUGCCCAUCUUGGACAGACAUCCUUAAUCCCUUUAGUUGUUUUUUGUACAGGCUGAUAUGGAUUCAUGUUAACACAAACUUUCAGCAUUAGGUUUGGUCCUGAUUGAUAUAUCUAUGUCCUUAGUAGAAUUUUGAGUAUUUUAUCCUGUUGGCAUGCAAAAGCAACCACAAACAUUUGGCAUGUUUUGCUCAAGGGUACAUGACAUGUACAAUCCAAUUCUCCAAAUUUAUUCUGUUUCUUUUAGUUAUACAAAUAAUUCCUUGCCCUGCUGAUGUUAGCAUAUCUUUUUUCAAAGAAAUCUUCAGAGUUGUUUCUGAUCAGAGCAGUUUUCUAGCAUCUAAUGUCACCAUUUAAAAAUCAAAGAAAGAUUCCUUUUCUCAUUCAACUCUAAAAACUACCUUUAGCAGGCUUAGUAGUGUGGUACCCCAUUCAUACAUCUAAAUAGUAAAGAUAUUUUUCUAUUUUUAGUUUUUUCACAAUUAAAAAAGUAAAGGGCAAUUGCAUUUAUUGUUUCAGAAUCUAUUUUUGAAAAUGUAGCCUUUGAAGUCCAGCACUUGAAGUUUAACUAGUGUAUAAUUCCAUUAGAGUUGACAGUAUAUUACUAUGGUAAUUAUAUAUUUGCCGACAUCUGGUAAUUUAGAGAAAUAACUUCAUGAUGAAAUCACCUUUGCUGUCUUUCAAAAAUAAAAUAAGUAGAAAUACGUCUUAAACUUCCUUUUCUAGUUUAGGUAAAAGCUAUUCAAAACACUUUUGUUACAGAAUGCCAUACGUUUUAUUGAAAUUUAAGUUUCAAGUUAAUUUUGUUCGUUUGCUAUGGAUGCAAUUUACAUACAAAAAUUAAAUAUCCAGUUCUGAAAUAUAUAAUUGCAAAAACCAUGAUAUGAGAAACUCAUAUUGUAGUACUCACUGUCUGAUGCUGCAUGCAGAGUUUCUUCUAAUUGCCUCACGUUGUCACUCAGACGUUCCCACCCUGUCAUAAAGCAAAAACAUGUGUCAUGGCAGAACUGAGUAUAAAGAGAUUAGUCACCUCUUUACUUCAUAGAAAUGCAUUAAACAAAACUGUAUACUAAAUUACAGCCUUCAUAAAGUUUUAUUUCAACUUACUGGUUUAUGGAGGAUGAGUAUCCUCAAAUAUAGGCUUUUUUUAUUUGUCAUGUUAGCCUUACAGUCUAUUAAACUGUAAAAAGUUUGUUUAAUGACAGGAUGUUUUGUCCUCAUUAGGGUCCAUGACAAAAUUUCUAGAGCUUUCUGGGAAUCGAGCCUGAAAGCUGAUGCCAGUGCCAUCUUUACCUCCUGCAAUUUAAGCAACUCUCAAUUGAGUUGGGAGAACUUUUUUUUGGUCAUAUCAUAAGUCCCUUGAAUUCCUUAAGUAUUUACGUUUUCUGCCUCAAUUCUGAAUGUCUAAAAUGGCAUUUAUGAAAACCCCAUUCCCAAAGUAGCAUACACUUUUCAACUAUUUCAGUUGUACUAAUGACAAAUUAACAACCCCCCUGGGGUCUUUUGGAUCAACAUUUUUAGUAAGUCAACUCUUCAAAAAUCUAUGCAUUUUGUAGGUACAAGAUAUUAAUCAAACUUUGCAGAAUCUUAGGAAAACAUAGUUAAUAUUCUCCUAAGAAAUUACCAUUUUUCCUCCCAUGAGUAUAUUUUGUUUGCUUAAGAUUUUUCAAUUAUGGCUUUUAAUUUGCACUACAAAGGGUCCUACAAUAUAAGCACUUGGACACCACGUGGUGUUUUCCUGAUAGCCUAUCUUUGACAUUAAAAAGGAUACAUUUCAGAAAAGGAUAUUAACAAGUGCUUUGUUUCACACUAAAAAUACAGGUACCUCUUGAGGUUCCCUAGGAUGUAUUCUAUGGAUUUUUCACCGUCCCCUUAAAAAUGGGGGAAAUGAUGUACAAAGGUUUGAGAUUCCAUUGCUUGUCACCAGCUGCGUUAGACUCUUCCUCAAAAUACCUGACAGGCCAAGAGGACCCUGUAAAAUUAUCUGGAUAUCCAACAAGUUUUCUAAAAAAAAAUCUGAGCUUGUACAGACCCGAUCUUAAAUGUUCUCUCCAAGCAUACAUUAAUUUCAUUUUAACGGUUGCAGCUUACCAAUGUGAUAAUGAAGACAAGAAUCAGACAUCUGAUAUUAGUGAUGAUGGGUAAUAUUCCCAAUCUCUAUUAAAUUUGUUGCUCUCCACAAUUCCAGUGUUGAACCUGUGGGUCCGUGAUUCUUCAUAUAGGCUAUAUAAAGAAGGGAGAAUAUCCAUAUUUCAGAAAAGUAGUAUUUUCAUUAAAGGGAUUUGAGGAGAAAACUGAAUCACACUUAUACCUUACUGCACUUUAUGAACAUGAAGUGGCUUAAAACAAUAUUAAUUUGUAGAAAAAUAAAAUUCCUAAUCUAUUUUGUAAUAUAGUUACACUUUUCAUAUUAUGUUUCAUUUGAUUAGUACCUUGGUUAUGAACAAAACCUUUUCCUUAAUGAUUAUUGUUAUGUUGAAAGGAGACUGUUGUUUUACUGCAUUAUAUAACUGAGAAUGCAAAAUGUGUGACAGGCACCUUCUUGGCUUCUUAGAUGAGGUCCCAUUAGCAGAAAUGAGUACUAGAUAAAAUGUUUAAUAAAGUAGUUUGUGAAAAAUUCCA